GUCAGGGAGACAUCCAUGGGAAGUGACAGAAGCUCUUAGCUCCUGCUUAGCUUACCAGCGUAACUGGGCUCAGUUUACAACUGACUCUACGGGUCUGCAAAUUAAGACUCUUUCUGAAAGGGUAUACACCUCUUUCAUCUCCUGUCUUCACUCACAGCACAUAAGUACCUGAAGUGAACUAUGACAUCCCAUCUUGGACUAUGGUCCCAAAAGGAAGGUGCAGCAGACGCACAUAGUCAGUGAGGAUUAAAGAGAGACAUCAACUCAUAAACCAGUCACCCGUCUUCUCCAGCCCAUUCUCCCGCCUCAGCCACCCCCCUUCAGCUUCAGACAUCUCCUUUACCAACAGCCAUUCUCAGUGUUGCACUGGGAGUCCCUACUGCAAGAAGAGGGACACGCCAGGUCACAACAGAAGGGGCGCGGGUCAGGGGGCCAAGGGUCAGGGGGUCGUGGGGCAGAGGGAUAGCGCGCAGAUCACUAUCUCACAUUUCAGUAUGUUGUUCAUGGAUCCCCACUGCAUUGUAUUAUAAUGCGCAAAUGGAGGCUGACAUGGAACCUUCCAAAUCUGCUCUCGGGACUGUACGUGCACAUGCUCUUCCUGCUUGGCAGUGUGUGUGUAACCUUUAGUGACCGCUCUCCAGAGCAAAUGGCCGCCAUCAUGAACUGUUCCAAACACGAACGCCACACCCGGAACUACGACUACAUGGAGGGAGGAGACGUACGCAUCCGACAGCUGUUCAGCCGAACACAGUGGUUCCUGACCAUUGAUGACUUCGGCAACAUCAAUGGGACUCAAGAUCCCACCAACUGCUACAGUAUCCUGGAGAUCAGGACUGUGUCCGAGGGAGGUAUCCUGGCCAUCAAAGGCAUCAAGAGUCAGUACUAUAUCUCCAUGAACAGGACCGGACAGCUGCAAGGCAAGAAGAUCUACAACGAUAACUGCAACUUCAAGGAGGUUUUUCUAGAAAACUAUUUCAACGCUUACUCCUCUGCAAAGUGGACUAGAAACGGCAAAGAAAUGUUCAUAACCUUGUCCCAGAAGGGAAGGCCACUGCGGGGGAGGAAGACCAGGAGGGAGCACAUAGCAUCUCACUUCAUCCCUAUGAAAUGCAGGGAGGAGGAGAGGAGGGUGGACUGACAGAGCAAAGGACUAACAAGUCGCAAACUGUGUAUGAUUUCAGUCAUGUUAUAUAAGCUGCCGGGCACAGAACUCACAUGCACUCAUUACCAACAUCACGCUCAAUUCUCCUCACACUGUAGAUUAACUAUGUGAUAAUCCAUGCUAUGUUGUCAUUUUCAUGAAAAAAACAACAUAUAUUUGAUGAACACAUUACAAACUGGUAAAACUAUUCUGCCUUCAGAUAUUUUUUUCUGUUAAAGAUCUCCACACAAGGAAGUGCUGAAAUAUUUGAACUGAAUUAUUUCAACUGGUAUGAAAACUGUAAACCCACUAAAAUCCAUUCAGUGUUAUGGCUAUUAAAAGUUUUAUUUUGAUUAUAUUUCCUUAUAAAGCAGUUACAUAUUUUCAUAUAAAAUUGUUAAAUGCAUUAUUCGCAGUCAGGACUGUAUUUUUCUCCAAAGACUACAUAUGCCCACCCAGAUAAGCAGACAUUUAUGAUGAAUAGCAAGGCUCAAAACAGAGAGUUGGCUCUACCAAGAUGUGGUGAAACAAGCUGGACUUGUCUUUUUACGGUACGGUACUAGUCUUUUUACAGUACAAGUGCUCAGAGCACACAAAACAGGGGCACAAUAAUUAAGAUUACAGCAACACAUUCAGUAAAAUUGUGUAGCCUAUGUGGAUGAUCUGUUGUCUGGUUCUUCUUGCACUGUAGGCCAGGCUCCUGUCAAAUACAUUAUAGCUGCUCACUGACCUGCUCUUCAUUAUUAUCAAGGUGUGAUUUUAAAAUGCUAGAAUAUUCUACUGCUGCUGAGAAGAUAUCCAGAUUAAAAGCCAAAGUGAACACCAUUUUGAAUGUGUAUGUUAUAUGUUUUUUUCCAUCACGGUUAAUGAUCAUAUAAAUGGAACACAUGAAAUGUAUUUCUGUCCCUUAUAUGUAAAAAAAAUAUAUAUAUAUUUAUUUAUGGAGAGCUAUUUUUUAUUAAUUCUGUUGAGACAUUCCGAUUUCUCAAAUAUGACUAAGAUCCAACACAAAGAGCUUCAUUACAGCAUUACAUACUAAAAGGUCCUUUUAUGUUCAUUUUUGAUACAAGCAUAGGUAAAGUCACCUACUCAUCUCAUUCUCAACAGGCUACUAUCUUAAACUCUGCAUGAUAUCACUGCAAUAU
Myripristis murdjan (pinecone soldierfish) is the source of this 2286-nucleotide messenger RNA. It is a transcript of the gene fgf7, whose product is annotated as fibroblast growth factor 7. The record is from RefSeq and is a predicted model, not a curated record. The transcript is spliced from 4 exons. Bases 530 to 1138 code for a protein of 202 amino acids. Lineage: Eukaryota; Metazoa; Chordata; Actinopteri; Holocentriformes; Holocentridae. Gene Ontology annotation, molecular function: growth factor activity.